AUGGCCGCGACCGUCGACAGCGCGAUGGUCAAGCAAUGCGGCCGCCUCGCCGAAAGUCCUUUCCCUCCUAGGUCCGACGCGGCCCUGCACAAGCGCACGCGCAUCAUCUGCACGCUCGGCCCGUCGUCCUGGGACGUCGACAUGCUCGGCGUGCUCCUCGACGAGGGCAUGAACGUCGCGCGGCUCAACUUCAGCCACGGCGACCACGAGACGCACAAGCGGACCAUCGGCCGCCUCAAGGAGGCCCUCGCAAUUCGGCCCGGCCGCCACUGCGCCAUCAUGCUCGACACGAAGGGCCCCGAGAUCCGCACGGGCUUCUUCGCGGCGCCCAACGACGGCGGCAAGCUCAAGUUCGCCAAGGGCGACCCGCUCAUAUUGACGACGGACUACGACCACAAGUCCGACGGCACGAAGCUGGGCUGCACCUACAAGAAGCUGCCCACGUCCGUCAAGCCCGGCGGCCAGAUCCUCGUCGCCGACGGGUCCCUCGUCCUGGAAGUCGUCUCCACGGACGGCACCGCCGAAGUCACCUGCAAGAUCAUGAACGACUGCGCGAUCGGCGAGCGCAAGAACAUGAACCUGCCCGGCGUUUUGGUGGACCUGCCCGUGCUCCAGGACAAGGACACGAAGGAUUUGGUGGAGUUCGCCUGCCCCAUGGGCGUCGACUUUGUGGCCGUGUCCUUCGUGCAGUCCGCGGCGGACGUGCGCACGGUCCGCAAGACCUUGGACGGCGCGGGCGGCACGAAAAUCAAGAUCAUCUCGAAGAUCGAGAACCAGGAGGGUUUGGACAACUUCGCGUCCAUCGUCGACGAGACCGACUCCGUCAUGGUCGCGCGCGGCGACCUCGGCAUGGAGAUCCCGCCCGAGCGCGUCUUCCGCGCGCAAAAGUCCAUGAUCGCGACGUGCAACGGCGCGGGCAAGCCCGUCAUCGUCGCGACGCAGAUGUUGGAAUCCAUGGUGUCGAACCCGCGGCCCACGCGCGCGGAGUGCUCCGACGUCGCGAACGCCGUCCUCGACGGCGCGGACGCGGUCAUGCUCUCCGGCGAGACGGCCGGCGGCUCCUUCCCCAAGGAGGCCGUGGCCAUCAUGGCGCGGACCUGCGUCCAGGCCGAGGGCGAGUUCGACUUCGACGCCGCCUACCAGAAGGAGCUCGCGACGAUGCGCGAGUCAGGGCAGGACAAGGGUGAUUCAACGCGCGAGUGGGCCAAGGGCCGCAUCUCCCGCUCCGCGUCGCUGUCCGUCGUCGAGUCGACGGUUUCCGCUGCUACCCAAGCGUCGCGCGACGCGGCGGCCAAGGCCAUCGUCGUCCUCGCGGCGUCCGGCGCGACGACCCAGCUCUUCGCCAAGUACAAGUGCGGCAUCCCGCUCAUCGUCGUGACCGCGCACGACUCCGUCGCGCGCUACGCGCAGGCGCUCAUCCCCGGCGCCUACGUGCUCCACGUGCCGGACCUCGUCAAGUACGGCUACGCCGACGACACGGGCGACGACGAGCCGAAGAUGGUCGCCGAGGGCACGAAGUUCGCCUGCUCGCUCGGCCUCGUGACGUCCGGCGACGACUUCCUCUGCGCGGUCCACUCCUACCGCGUCAACAAGCAGAAGAACAUCGCCAUGCGCUUCUUCCACGCGAGCUCCACGACGAACUGGCGCGACCCCGUGGGCGCCGGGCUCGCCGGCGCGCCCGGCGCGAAGACGCCGCCGAAGACGGGCCGCCAGAACGACUCGCGCGCCGUCGCGCCCGCGGCGACGCAGUCCACGGGGAUGACGAUGGACAUGGUCGACGUGAAGCAGCCCGCGAGCGCCGUCGCGCCCAAGAAGCCGUCGAUGCUGUCGGGCCAGACGGCCAUGAUGAGCAUCUGCACCGCCGCGACCGCGCUGUUUAAUAAAAGGAGCGGCUUCCGCCCGACGCGCGGAUUGUCCGCGCAGGGCGGCACGAAGUUCGCGCCGACGACGGACGCGAUCGUCGCGACGACGGCCUCGCGCAGCGCGAGAUUCGACCCGGAGACGGGGUUGUCGCCGGCGAUGCGCGUCACGUAG
This is a messenger RNA of Aureococcus anophagefferens, 2034 nucleotides long. RefSeq names its product pyruvate kinase (gene PYK4). Gene Ontology annotation, biological process: glycolytic process. The transcript has 4 exons. Bases 1 to 2034 code for a protein of 677 amino acids. The record is from RefSeq and is a predicted model, not a curated record. Gene Ontology annotation, cellular component: cytoplasm. Gene Ontology annotation, molecular function: magnesium ion binding; potassium ion binding; pyruvate kinase activity. NCBI's taxonomy places the organism in Eukaryota, Pelagophyceae, Pelagomonadales, Pelagomonadaceae.